UGCAACCCUCCCCUGACUUUCCUUCAUGAUGCUUUACAUGCUAAGAAGUGUGGGCUCUCAAAUCAAUCAACAUUUAUUUCUCUCUUAGAAUGUCUACCCCUUUCUUAAACCUUGACGGGACUCCUCUUAGUGAUCCUGUUAUCGGCUAUGGUGGAACCGGGGUCGUUGUCCAACAGGAUGGCACCGCGGUUAAAAUUCCAUUAAGGUAUAUCGGUGAUAGUAACGUUGAUAUACAAGCGAACCUUAAAGUCAUCAGACAUGAAAUAAGCGUGUAUCGACGGCUACGGGGCUGUGAGGGCGUUGCACGUUGCUUUGACUUCCCUGAAACGACGCCCGCCUCGAUCGGAUCAGCUCUCAUGGUUUCGGCAAAUGGCUCAUGGCCUUGCCCACAUUCACGACCGCUGCGUUGUAGUAGCAGAUAUUGCUACGAAGAACCUCCUUCUCAGCGCCGACCUCUCCAUAAGAUUCUGUGACUUCUCCGAGUCCUCUAUUCUGCCCCUCAAUACCGAUAUGGAGCGCGUCGACGAGCGUGGCUACUCAAUUUACACAGACAUGGGCCAACUGGGUGCAGUGAUGUAUGAGGUCGUAACUGGGUACCAUUGCGAAUUUGAUCUCUUUAGGGAUCAACCGUCAGGGCCCGCCUGCGCCGCCUGGCCACGGCGGGAUAUUCUACCUUCCACCCAGGACGUCUGGCUUGGUUCCAUCAUUGAAAGGUGUUGGGUCAAGAAUGCGUUCCAGAACGCGAGAAGUCUGCUGGCUGCGCUGGAGUUGGUUACUCUGGAUUGUCCACUUGAACACGAAAAGAAGAUCUAUGAACAUUUAGGACCCCAUGCCAACGUGCUCGCAGAUUUUGAGAUAUCGCUCUUACCGGACAGGACUCUUGACAAAUACCUAUCACAAACAAAGCUAAAUCGGACCCGGCAAUUGAACUGCAUGCGGGAAGCAGCCGCUGCUGUCUCAUAUGCACAUUCAAAACGUGUACUCAUCGGCGGUUUUACUGCAAGAAACUUCCUAAUUGCGGAUGGUCAAAGGCUCAAAUUAUGUUACCUUGGGAACUCUCGUGUCGUUCCGGAACAUCUGGAUAUUGGCGAGGUCAAUGAGGACAGUCUGUCGUUCAAGCAUGACAUUGCCUGCUUCGGUUCCCUUAUCUAUAAUGUUGUUACUGGCGAGAAGUUCGAAGCCCGUAUCUGCCAGCCUUCCAACCCAGCUACAUGGUAUCAUGCGGCGAUUUCUGAAAAUGAGAACUACGCGAUUCCAGAUCGAAUGGCUGAAGCCAGGCGUAUCCAUUUUCCCAACUGGCCUUGGGACAGAGAGCUGCCCAACACAGAGGGCAUAUUCCUGGGUAAUAUUAUUCAAGAUUGCUGGGCUCUGCCUGGGUAUAUGAGGAUGGAAGAUGUCUGUAGUGCACUCUCGGAACUUUCAAAGCAAGAUCGCUCUAUGUUGACAGGGAAGAGCGGGUUUCGUGUAUUACGUCUUCCCUUUGUUCCCGUGCUUGCGGUCGCAGCUGGUUCGCUGGUAUUUAUUGCAUUCCGACGUGCAACACGUCUUUCGCUUCUUUCACUAGUGCCCAGGUCCUUUCGGUAUUUCUUAGGGUUGUGUCUGUCCAACACAGCAGGGAGUUUAGUGUCCACUUAUUUCCCCCUAUAUAGUUAAACGUAUGAAGUAUCUAGGAGGUUAUUUACGAGUCCACCCAAAAAGAACAACCUCCUGACCCAUCCCCUGGGCGUCAAUUCGUAAAGACUCUCCUUAGCUGUGCAGAGGAACAUCACAAAUACCAGCAGAACAGAGGGAGUCUAUGCAGGUCCUUUCUCAGGUUAAUUACUACAUGGAACAGCAUGAUGCGCGGUACAGUUAUGUCUUAUCCAACACUGAACUGGUACCCAUCAAAAGGCUAGAGGCGAGUGGGAAUUUACUGGUUGCACAUGCUAUACCAUGGGAAACAAAGGGACCUGAACAACUAGUGGUUCUCCUGGGACUGUGGUACCUUUGGAUGUUGAGCACAGCAGAUGAUGACUGGCAAAUUUUGUAAUUUUAUUAUGCUUGGUGUCUCCUUGAAAGUACUUUUUCUGGUAGAAUUUGGUAUAGGGCGCAAGACCCCUUUUUUGGUCUCUU
Messenger RNA from Coccidioides immitis RS, 2112 nucleotides. RefSeq lists its product as uncharacterized. Gene Ontology annotation, cellular component: cytoplasm. The record is from RefSeq and is a predicted model, not a curated record. The coding region runs from base 370 to 1653 and encodes 427 amino acids. Gene Ontology annotation, molecular function: ATP binding; protein kinase activity. NCBI's taxonomy places the organism in Eukaryota, Fungi, Ascomycota, Eurotiomycetes, Onygenales, Onygenaceae. The transcript is spliced from 2 exons. Gene Ontology annotation, biological process: signal transduction; protein phosphorylation.